AUGAGCAGCCAUCCGCGCCGGAGUGCCCGACUCUCCUCCCAUUUACAACAAGAACAAUUUCAGCAAAGGAGCGGUGGUCGUCCUACUUCCACAUUCACGAACAGCUUUUCGCAACCCUCGAGUGCCUCGACGAGUUCUCACCCAAGUCCGGUCAGCGACACUCUACAGCCUCCCCCACCGCCUCCUACCCCUCAACAGCCACAGCAUCGCAUUCAAAUACAGUCGCACUUCAUGCCUCACCAACAGCAAGGACACCCGCAUAUUCACGCCCCGUUGCCUUCGCCCUCGGCUGCGCAGAUGGGUCCUUUCUUUGGUGGCUCCUACUCCCAGCCUAGCCCAUAUACCUCCCAGCAGGUACAUGCCGGUUAUCAAACGCAGCAGCCGUUUGGCGACCAACAACCUCAGGUGCAUCAACAACAGCAACAGCAACAUCUACAUCCGCACACGAAUUCCAUGUCAAAAGAGCAUCCUGCCUACCCGCAGACAAUGAAUCCGGGCCAGUUGCCGCCUGAUUUUCUGGCCGAGGCCGCAAAACGUGCACAGAUGGCUUGUUUAAUGCGAGACUUGGGAGACGUUUCACUCUAA
Molecule: messenger RNA, 585 nt
Organism: Cladophialophora psammophila CBS 110553
Lineage: Eukaryota; Fungi; Ascomycota; Eurotiomycetes; Chaetothyriales; Herpotrichiellaceae
Exons: 1
Coding region: 1-585 (194 amino acids)
Source: RefSeq, a predicted model, not a curated record